Messenger RNA from Rhinocladiella mackenziei CBS 650.93, 945 nucleotides. RefSeq lists its product as uncharacterized. Gene Ontology annotation, biological process: cellular response to amino acid stimulus; positive regulation of TOR signaling; cellular response to starvation. The record is from RefSeq and is a predicted model, not a curated record. Gene Ontology annotation, molecular function: GTP binding; GTPase activity. The coding region runs from base 1 to 945 and encodes 314 amino acids. Gene Ontology annotation, cellular component: Gtr1-Gtr2 GTPase complex; fungal-type vacuole membrane; nucleus. Lineage: Eukaryota; Fungi; Ascomycota; Eurotiomycetes; Chaetothyriales; Herpotrichiellaceae. The transcript has 2 exons.
AUGGAUACGCGGAAGAGGAAGAAGAAAGUCCUGUUGAUGGGCAAAAGCGGCUCUGGCAAGUCAUCGAUGCGGUCCAUCAUUUUCAGCAACUAUGUCGCAAAGGACGUUCGCCGUCUCGGAGCAACAAUUGACGUCGAGCAUAGCCAUGCUAAGUUCAUGGGCAAUCUGACUCUCAACUUAUGGGAUUGUGGAGGGCAAGACGCCUUUAUGGACUCCUACCUCAAUGCUCAGCGUGAGAACGUCUUCUCCGACGCCGAAGUGCUCAUUUACGUGUUCGACAUUGAAUCGCGAUCCGUUGACCAGGAUCUCGAAACCUACAGUCAGGUGAUCAAGGCUUUGAAAGAGUUCAGUCCCCAUGCGCAUGUCUUCUGUUUGAUUCACAAGAUGGACCUGGUCCAGAACGAACACCGCGAACGAAUUUAUGAAGAACGAUGUCGUUUGAUUAUGGCUAGGUCCGAGGGGCUUAGCUUGGAGACUUUCGCCAGCAGCAUCUGGGAUCAAACAUUGUACAAGGCCUGGGCAGGGAUCGUGCACAGAAUGAUUCCGAAUUUGGUUGUCAUCGAGCGCUUUCUGGAGGCUUUUGCACAACAGCUCAAUGCCGAGGAGAUCGUCUUGUUUGAGAGAUCGACAUUUCUGACUGUCACAAACGUCGUAACCGAGCUUGGAGAGGACAAUCCCAACCACGACCGACAUGAACGGAUCUCGAAUAUCAUGAAGAGUUACAAACACACGGUAGCAAGAAAUACGAGGACAACGCCGGCCAGCGCUGGAUUCUUGUUGUUCAAAGUGCAAACACCACGAUUCAAUUGCUUCCUCGCUCGAUUCACUGAGAACACCUACAUUUUUGUCGUGAUUCCACCGGGCGAGGCUGCUUUCAAUUGCGCCGUGUUGAACACGAUGAUGGCGCGAGAUGCUUUUAGCAAGAAGACUGGCGUGGAGGGUUAA